Phycomyces blakesleeanus NRRL 1555(-) is the source of this 513-nucleotide messenger RNA. RefSeq lists its product as hypothetical. The transcript is spliced from 3 exons. NCBI's taxonomy places the organism in Eukaryota, Fungi, Mucoromycota, Mucoromycetes, Mucorales, Phycomycetaceae. The record is from RefSeq and is a predicted model, not a curated record. The coding region runs from base 1 to 513 and encodes 170 amino acids.
AUGGCCUCAGAAGGUAAAAACAAUAUUCUAAUUUCAGAAGCAUUGCCAGGAACAUGGUUGUACUCCCACUCAUUCACUACAUUGCACCAUUCCUUGAUAUACGAGCUCAUUAGUUCAGUUCCAACUCUUGUCACUACUAUUUCCAUCCUUGCCACAUCUUACUCAUUGACUGCUUCUGGUUUCAAUUUGAAGAACUUUCUUGAUUCUGCUGUUGUGACUAUUGACAAUGUAAAGGGUAAUGAGCUAUUUCCUCCAUCUGUCUUUUCUUUCAAUCUUAGAAAGUUUAUGCCAAUGGAAGAAGAUGAGUAUGCUCAUCUACUUGAGUACUACAAAACAGCAUACAACAAUACUUCACUGAAAAGUUACAGGCAGGCAGUCUUUGCAAUGUUUCAUGAAAACAAUGGCCAUGAAAUGAGUGCCUUUACUGGCCAAAUUCAAUAUCUUUUUGUCAGUGACAUCAUCAAUCUUGUGACAUACCAAGCAGAUAGGCAUGUAUUUGCUUAUGUUAGAUGA